Messenger RNA from Aegilops tauschii subsp. strangulata, 372 nucleotides. Lineage: Eukaryota; Viridiplantae; Streptophyta; Magnoliopsida; Poales; Poaceae. The record is from RefSeq and is a predicted model, not a curated record.
AUGCCGUCGUUACCGCCGCAACUGCCGGUGGUGGCGGCACCACGAAGACGUCGACCCAAGAAAGAAACACGGACGGUCCACGUGUCGGUGUUCAAUUACACGCCGGAGAGGGACUGGGCGGAUCUGCACCCGGACCUAAUCUCCCGUGUCUUCCACAAGCUGAACCUGGUCGAGCUCCUGGCUGGUGGAGUGGCCCGCGUGUGCAGCUCCUGGCGGCGGGCAGCCCGGGAAGACCCGGAGCUGUGGCGUCGCAUGCGCAUCAACCUGCACCGCGGGCUGUGGUUCCGCUACGACCUCAAGUUCGUCCUCGUAGCCAUGGUGCGGGACGCCGCCCUGCGGUUCAGCAAGGGCCAGUGCAAAACCUUCUGUUGA